AUGCCGGCUGCACCAGGGCUCACUCGAAGGCCACAGGGCGGGGCGGCCUCUGGAACUGGGGCUCGGAUGCUGGGCUCGGAACAGAACCCUGGCGAGGAGGGAGUGCAGGCCUGGCCGCGACGGAGACACUUUCCAUGCAGAGAGAGCAUAGACCUCUCAUGCUGUAGCGGCGAAAGACAGAGGCUCCCACCUUCAGACCCUUGCCUCCUUCCUCGUGAUUUGCUGCAGGGCCAGGGAGGGGCGAGCUGGAAAAGAGGUGUCCUGGAAGAUGGACUGUCCUCUAAUGGUGUGCCCCGACCUACAGCCCCAGGUGGAGCACCCAACCUGGAGAAGAAGAUGAGCUGUGGGACCCAGUGCCCCAAUCCCCAAGGCCUCGCCUCAGGCCCUCUGACCCAGAAACAGAAUGGCCUUCGGACCACGGAGGCUAAAAGAGAUGCUAAGCGAAUGUCCACAAAAGAAGUCACCAUUAAUGUUACAGACAGUAUCCGGCAGGUGGACAGAAGUCGAAGAAUCACGAAGAACUGUGUUAACUAGCAGAGCGUUCGACCGGAGGGGCAGGUGGACGUCUUUGGUGCCCUCCACACACUGGAGCCCGUCAGGGAAGCUUGAGGAAGCGGCUGGGCCUGGCUGAGUGCCUGCAGAAGACUGUCCUGCCUGGCAGCCAGCGGCAGCCUGGGCCCUGGGGAUACUGUUGGCCUCCUCCUCACCACAGAACUGAGGGCUGGCAAAUGGUAAAUAGCUGCAAAAUGUACAGUCAGUUUGCCUCUUGGCAACUCCUGCAAUACAGUCUGAUGUAAAAGUGGUGAGCGAAGCCACAGGCGGGUUUGUGACACAGAGAGCAGUAGACGGAGCGCCCUUCCUGGGAGAGAGGUGCGCACGUGGGUUCUCAGCUGCCCUGGCCCUGGCGGUGCGCGCUCCUGAGGGUCAGCUGCUUCUUCCGUUCCUUCUUUCUGAACGCCACUGUCAGGAAGCUUAUCGUGUUCACUUUAAAGUCGUCUUUGCGCACCUGUAAACCCAAAUCUAGGAGAAGUCAAGAAACAAGGAAACCAGCUGUUACACCUGUUUCCUUAGCUCAGUCGGAGACAGGUUCAGAUCCGGUUUCACGCAAACCAACCCCGCCCAUGCUCGAGCAUGUUUGGGGAGGUCUCUGUGAUGCGGUCCCACCCGCUUUUCCUCUGCCUUCAGAGUCCCCCCCACCUACUGGCGUCCCUAACAGCCUUCCUACCGCAACAUCGAGGCCACCGUGGUCCACGCAUCUGACCAGGACGGCCCCCGGGGCUCAGCCAGACGCUGCUUUUGCAGAGCGCUCCAGUUCUCCUUGCUUGUGCUCCCGAGUGACUUCUCUCCGGUUGGGUCAUUGGCCCUUGUUAAAGCAUAGACACCGCUCACAGGAGAGAGAUCAUCCAGAACGUAUCGGUAGCACAUACAGCCUCCUUCUGGCCCCUCGUUCGCGGUGUGAGGACUACGAUGUUUGCUGUGAAGGAAUCGCUUUAGGAAGGCAGUGCCUAGCUGAGCGGUCACAUUGACUGAUGUGCACUGUGUUAGAAAUCAGAGGCGGUAAAAACAUAUUUUGAUAGAUUAAAAUGAUCUAACAUUUCUUUAAACCUGUUAAGGUGGAAGUAUCUUCCUCCGAAGUAAGUAGAAUAAUUUUAAAGGAUUGUUGACGUGCCUGGAUUGGGAAAGAUUAGGAUUAAGUUGUACCGAAUGAUACCAAUAAACUCCAUGUUUGGCAGAAA
Suricata suricatta (meerkat) is the source of this 1736-nucleotide messenger RNA. RefSeq names its product BAALC binder of MAP3K1 and KLF4 (gene BAALC). The transcript is spliced from 3 exons. The record is from RefSeq and is a predicted model, not a curated record. NCBI's taxonomy places the organism in Eukaryota, Metazoa, Chordata, Mammalia, Carnivora, Herpestidae. Bases 1 to 534 code for a protein of 177 amino acids. Gene Ontology annotation, cellular component: cytoplasm.